ACACCAAAUUGACCAUCAUCUUCCAAUUUUAAAACCUCAUGCUAUCUUAACUCCAACACACUACAUGCAGUGGUAUCCAGGUCUUUAUUUAUUCUACUUUGUAUUUGGAGCUAAACAACACCUUUUUCCUAUACCCUCGUAAGGACAUUUCAAUCAUGGUUUUGGUUGGAAGCCAUGGUGAGAAAGAUGGGUUAAAUGAUGAUGCGGUGCUUGAUUACCGGGGGAACCCGGUGGACAAGUCUAAAACCGGUGGAUGGCUUGCUGCAGGGCUCAUCUUAGGAUGUGAACUCUCAGAGAGGAUAUGUGUGAUGGGCAUAUCCAUGAACUUAGUGCCAUACUUGGUGGGAGAUUUGCAUAUUUCAGCAGCAAAAUCUGCAACCAUGGUGACCAACUUCAUGGGAACUCUCAACCUGCUUGGUCUCCUUGGAGGUUUCUUAGCUGAUGCCAAGCUUAGUCGAUACGUAACAGUUGCAAUCUCUGCAGCAAUAACUUCACUGGGAGUGAUUUUACUAACAGUCGCUACAACAAUUCCAAGCAUGAGACCUCCUCCCUGCGAUGAAUAUAGAAGACAGCAUCAUGAGUGCAUCGAGGCAAACGGCCGGCAACUGGCUUUGCUGUAUGUGGCACUAUACACAAUAGCACUUGGUUGUGGAGGAAUAAAGUCUAAUGUCUCUAGUUUCGGAUCUGAUCAGUUCGACGUGACGGAUCCGAAGGAGGAGAAUGCUAUGAUUUUCUUCAUAAGUAGGUUCUACUUUGGCAUCAGCAUUGGAUCUUUAUUUGGCGUGAUUGUGCUGGUAUAUAUACAAGACAAUAUAGGAAGAGGGUUGGGAUAUGGAAUUUCAGCAGCAACAAUGGUGAUUGCACUAGCAGUUUUGCUUUGUGGAACACCCUGGUACAGGUUUAAAAGGCCUCAGGGAAGCCCUUUAACUAUCUUAUGGAGGGUUCUGUUUUUGGCACUGAAGAAGAGGAAUCAGUCUUAUCCUUCUCACCCCAGCCGUUUGAAUGAUUAUGAAAACAGAAGGGUUCCCUACACAAAAAGAUUCAAGUGCCUUGACAAAGCUGCAGUCUUGGAUGACGAUUGUGCUGCCAACACCAACAAAAAUAAACCAUGCGUAGUAUCAACCGUGACCCAAGUUGAGGAGGUGAAAAUGGUUCUAAAGCUACUCCCCAUUUGGUCCACAUGCAUCCUCUUCUGGACAAUCUACUCCCAAAUGACUACUUUUACAAUCCAUCAAGCCACCGCCAUGCACCGAACAGUAGGUUCCUUCGUGAUCCCUGCAGGUUCUUUCUCUGCCUUUCUGGUUAUCACCAUCCUCCUCUUCACUUCCCUAAAUGAGAAAGUGUUUGUUCCCUUGGCUCGAAAACUUACCCAUAAUGUCCAAGGAAUCACAUGCCUCCAAAGGAUAGGGAUAGGACUCAUUUUGUCUAUAGCUGCCAUGGUGGGUGCUGCUAUUGUUGAGAAAGAAAGGAGGGAAAGGGCUAUUCAGAAAGAAAUCAAACUAAGUGCCUUUUGGCUAUUCAUUCAAUUCUUCCUCGUAGGUUGCGGGGAAGCUUUUGCUUAUGUUGGACAACUUGAGUUCUUUAUUAGAGAGGCACCAGAUCGAAUGAAAUCCAUGAGCACAGGGCUUUUCCUGAGCACCAUUUCAAUGGGGUUCUUUGUGAGCAGUUUAUUAGUGUAUAUUGUGGACCAUGCGACCAAAAAGAGCUGGCUAAGGACCAAUCUGAAUAAAGGGAAGUUAAAUAACUUUUACUGGUUACUUGCAGCACUGGGAUUUAUAAAUUUAUUGGUUUUUCUUAUCCUUGCGUCAAGACAUGAGUACAGGACGCAUCUGCCAAUUAAACCCGAGUCAAGAGAGGAGGAGCUUAAGAGCUUGAACAAUGAAAUGAUAGAAGACGUGGAGAAGAAGGCAAGCAUCCAAUCGUUGGAAAAUAUAGAGCCAUAGAAUUGUUUAGAAGAUUGCAUUAAAUGUUCCAUCAUGCUUGUGUCAUGGACAAUUGUAUGGUGGCAUUCAAUUAUUCUUUCUUCUGAGGUUGUCCAAUUACGGGGAUUUUAUUUCUAUUUCUUGUUAAUUACUCCAACUCCAGAUGUUGGACGUGAUUUCCAUUUCUUUUCAUAUAAUUAUUGGAGAUGCAUUCUGACCCCCAUAGAAGUAAGCUAUCGAUGUAUAUUAAAGAUAGAGAAAUUUACAAUGUAUACCACGAUGAUGUGAGUAAAAAAUAAAAUUAUAUAAUAAAUUAAUAAAGAAAAUUUUGAUUGAA
Molecule: messenger RNA, 2259 nt
Organism: Gossypium raimondii (Peruvian cotton)
Lineage: Eukaryota; Viridiplantae; Streptophyta; Magnoliopsida; Malvales; Malvaceae
Product: protein NRT1/ PTR FAMILY 6.4
Exons: 5
Coding region: 156-1943 (595 amino acids)
Biological process (GO): response to nitrate; transmembrane transport
Cellular component (GO): membrane
Molecular function (GO): nitrate transmembrane transporter activity
Source: RefSeq, a predicted model, not a curated record